Molecule: messenger RNA, 1396 nt
Organism: Pseudophryne corroboree (corroboree frog)
Lineage: Eukaryota; Metazoa; Chordata; Amphibia; Anura; Myobatrachidae
Gene: MBLAC1
Product: metallo-beta-lactamase domain containing 1
Exons: 2
Coding region: 423-1136 (237 amino acids)
Source: RefSeq, a predicted model, not a curated record
AUCUAACUCUCUCUGCACAUGUUACAUCUGCCCCACCUGCAGUGCACAUGAUUUUGCCCAUUAAUUAACAAAUUUGCUGCUGCAAACAGGUUUGAAUUACCCCCAUAUAGCAGGGUGUAGCCAAGUCACGGGAUACUGGCAAGACAUAUGUAUUAUUAUUAUUAUUAUUAGCCGCUUAACUGAGGUGGGGUGGGGACGCUGUGUCUUUCAUUUCGUCCAUUAAAUUUACACGUAGUGCCGUUGCCACCCAUUGCUAUAAUUGAGCCCUCGUCUACUUUUGAAAAAGCGUUUCAGGGAGACGGUGACAGCAGCGUCUGUGGGAACGGAGCCACUGGCGCAGAGGGUGUGUACCGCACCCUCUGAGAGGCGUGUCAUAAGACUGACUUACGCCCAACUAUGAACAAGCCCCCGUUGCCUACAGUAUGUUUCACAGUCAGAUGGGAUGCUGGCAGAUUCACAACCGACGCCAGAAUCCCGAUGUUUAUAAUUCCAACAGGGGCGUGUAUGUGACGUCACCCCUCUUAUCCCAUGAUAUUCCCGGCACCCCCCAUUCUGUACACAUUCUUCUAGAAGGUUACUGCAGGGAUGUAGGUGUUGAUCGUUUCCAAGCUGAUGGCUCGGUCACCCUCGUCCGUGGCCCCCUGACUGUAUUGGUAGACACCGCUGGUCCCUGGUCUCGUGACUUCAUCCUGCAUUCCCUGCAGAGCCGCGGUGUGUCUCCCGAUGAUGUGACAAAUGUUAUCUGCACCCAUGGACACUCCGAUCACGUGGGCAACCUGAACCUUUUCCCCAAGGCCGAGAUUCUGGUGUCGUAUGACCUCUGGCGAGAUGGAUCCUAUGUUUCUCACAACUUCCGUGGCGGAGACCCUUACCUGUUACCUGGUGGAGAAGGUUUGAGAGUGGUGCCAACACCAGGCCACACGGGCAGUGAUAUAGCACUCCUUGUUCCUGGCACAACACUUGGCACAGUUGCGGUAGCCGGGGACGUGUUUGAAAGAGAAGGAGAUGAGGACACCUGGAGAGAACUUAGUGAGAACCCAGAAUUACAAGAGAAGAGUCGAAGGACUCUACUGGAGUUGGCCGAUGUCAUCGUGCCAGGACAUGGGCCUCCAUUCAGGGUAGUCCGGGCUGGAUAGGAACCUGGUCCUCCUAAACUCCAUUAGCAUAGAUGAGAUUAAAAUUCAUUUUUCUACAUUUAUUUUCUGUCUUUAUGAUUUACAACCACAGAUGCCUAGUGUAUUAUCUAACAUAGUGGUGGCAACUCCUUCAUCAUUUCAGCCGAUGUUUCUGAUCAUUAUGUUGUGAAAAACCAUUGGGUCAAUAUAUUCUGGCCUGCAACAAAUGUAAAUAAGAUGGUUACUAACUGGUAACAGUAAAUAAAGUGGGGCAAAAAAUU